GGUCGAAAUAUUACACGCCCUCGUAUUGCUUCUCUUAAAAACAUGUAACUUAACCUUCAUAUUAUUGAUAGAUAGGCAACUAUCAAGUCCAACGUACGAUCAUAAUUAUGUAUUUAACAAUGUUUAUAAAUUACAUUGAGAGUGUAAUCAUAUCAUAUUCUUAUCUCGUAAACGUAUCGACACCUCCAUAAGUUAAAUAAAAAAGCCGACUUUCCUCAUCAAAGUACGUGUUUAUAUGGUUCACCAUAUAAACCAAAACAAUUAUUUCCAGGGCGCGCCAUAUCACUAAAUCAUCUUCAUGAAUUAACGAUACCAAGAUGGUUGGUUUUGGUAAAGACCUCCAUUACUAAUUUAAGGUGUGGCAAGUGUAGUGCAGGGUCAGUUAUUUUCUACAAAAACGUAAACGGCUUUUAGAUGUCUUUCAGGUUUGGUGAAAUAGACAGGCCGUUUUAAAUUUUUAAAGUUAUCGUUACGAAACUUACGAAGAGAACUGUAUGUUUAUCUCUAAAUUAAGCAGUGUUAUUUUAACUAAGUGAUCUUUAACAAUUUGUAAUUUGUAUGUACUUAUAGAUAAGUACUGUACUUACAAGUUUUAAAUAUUGUAUAUGAAGUAUAUUUAUUGAUACAAUUUAUAAAUAAAGACAAGCAAAAAGUAUAUGAGCAUGGUUUGAAUGUAUUUUCGCAGUCAGGUUGACAACAUUAGUGUUACACCACUUAUGAAAAACCGGGACAUACUGUCAAUGUUAUGAAAUAUUAGAACAGUCUACAAAGUGUAGACAAAAAAGAUACAUUAGGUUACAGACAUGUCAACGGCAGAGGAAGAUACAAAUGUUACUGCAAUGUCCCAGAUGAAAUGGAAGGAAAAUGUAUACAUUCCGAAAGCAAGAGUGGUUGUUGACGUUACGGCACUGGACACGCCGGAGGGAGUACUGCGUCAUAAAAAGCAUUACCUCAAUAACAAUGACCGUACUGAUAAUGAUAUAGACCUGUUACAAAUCCAGGACCAGGACAGUUUCGUCCAACGUAAAGAUGCUAAAGCAAUAUUCCGAAAAUCUCGACCGAAUUCCGUUGUCAUUGAAUCCCCGCUGGGAUCAUUUGAUUGUCAAGACGAUACCGUAAAGAGAAGGUCGACUGAAAUUAAAGGCAGUCAAAAAGAAAAGAAAGUUGGAUUGCAAUAUAAUGAUGCCGAGUCACUGUAUAUGAAUGAAUUGUUUUCUAAGGAAACUAAAGUUGCAAUGGGAUCGAAUUAUAAGAAUAGUCCUACAUCGUUAUACAAUGCCUUGCGACCUCUCCUUACAACCAUGCGAGCGUUCGGUCUUUUCCACAGUGGCGAGAGAGGAGGCAAAGCCAGGCAUAUCACAAUUUCAAAGGUUUAUUCAGUGAUUAUCAUUAUACUUCUAUGGGCCAACUUCGUGCGUUAUUUCGCUGUAUAUACCUCACAUAGCUGGUAUGGACCCGGGCUUUUCUUUAGGAUCUGUCGUCAUAUAUUCUUUCUUCAGGCUGCGUUGGGGGCCACUACAUGUUACUAUACGGCCAUGCACAUCCCAGAAUUUUUCAAGGAGUGUUAUCACCAUAUGUCCAAUAGGGACGAUUUAUCUUAUCGCACACACUUGACAGUAUGGUCUAAGAUUUAUGUCAUAGUUGCUGUUCUUGUUACAAUUGGACACACAGUUCUCGUUGGUUUUUGGAUAAAUACCAACGGUCAAAACUCCGAAUUCGAAUUCUUACCAUUUUAUGGUAGAAAUGACACGUUUCCUGCGUUCAUUCGCGUUUUCCAUUCUGUAAUUACGGUCAGCUGUACUCUUGCUUGGGCGUUCUCCACCUGUUUAUUUAUUUUGUUUUGUAUAACGUUGAAAGAGGAGUUCGCACGGUUCACUAAGAAGUUCAAGCUUGCUACGAGUGAAGAUGGAACGUUCGACGGUGAUAUGGAACAGUUUCGUCGUGCCCAUAACAAGAUAUGUGGGUUGGUGAAUCGUGCCGACAGUUUGUUUAACUUCAACACCGUCAUCGUCUACACAACCGAUGCUGUUGUCAUGAUCUUUGUCAUGUACAAUCUGCUAGCUGAGCUACAUCGGUGGAAGGAUCCUAUCUAUCCCAUCAUGGAAGGGGCGUGGUUGGUCGCUACGUUAGGCCGCUUCCUCGUUGUCACAUGGUGCGCAUCCAUGUUGAAUGAAGCGGGCGGAGAACCACUAAAUUAUCUUCAUGAAUUAACGAUUCACGAGGACCAAGUGUCUUUCAACAAGAUGGCGCAAAUUGGUGUGUUUGUUGAGAAGUUAAACGGAGGUAUUGGAUUUACCGGAUGGAAGCUUUUUACCAUAACGAGGGAAACAUUUAUAUCUGUAUUGGUCGCUGUGGUUGCCUAUUUUCUCCACGUGACAAUAAUGGAACUGGCAUUCAACCCAGUAGGCGCCCCAAACUGUCAAUGUCCAUGCCUACCUCCUUGGCAUAAUGUUACAAAUGAAACGAUAGAUGUUUCCACCGUAGCCACAUCUCAUUUUCUAGGACAUUCAUCAUUAUAGAAAUACAGCCGAUGUUGAUAGAAUAGUAAAAGUUGCAACCCGGGUUGCAGACAUAGAAUAU
This is a messenger RNA of Owenia fusiformis, 2580 nucleotides long. NCBI's taxonomy places the organism in Eukaryota, Metazoa, Annelida, Polychaeta, Sabellida, Oweniidae. The record is from the annotation of a GenBank genome assembly.